Molecule: messenger RNA, 1205 nt
Organism: Eutrema salsugineum
Lineage: Eukaryota; Viridiplantae; Streptophyta; Magnoliopsida; Brassicales; Brassicaceae
Product: L-ascorbate peroxidase 1, cytosolic
Exons: 9
Coding region: 221-973 (250 amino acids)
Biological process (GO): hydrogen peroxide catabolic process; response to reactive oxygen species; cellular response to oxidative stress
Molecular function (GO): peroxidase activity; heme binding
Source: RefSeq, a predicted model, not a curated record
GAUUAUAUUAUGAUAUAUUGACCACACGAUAUCCGUCAUCUAACGGCAUCCAAAAGAUCUACUAGAACGUUCUCUUCCUCUCCCCAUCGGAACAGCCCACCUAUAUAUAAUUCGACUUUCUCGACUUGACGCUCUCUCAUAAAGUACUCGUGUUCACCUCGUGCCAGCCACUCGCAUUUCUCAGAUUUUAUCCUUUCUCUGCAAAAAGAUUUUAGCGAAGAUGACGAAGAACUACCCAACUGUGAGCGAAGAUUACCUAAAGGCUAUUGAGAAGUGCAGGAGGAAGCUUAGAGGCAUGAUCGCUGAGAAGAACUGUGCACCCAUCAUGGUCCGCCUCGCAUGGCACUCUGCUGGAACAUUCGAUUGCGCCUCAAGGACUGGAGGUCCCUUCGGAACAAUGAGGUUUGAUGCUGAGCAAGCUCAUGGAGCCAACAGUGGUAUCCACGUUGCUCUCAGGUUUUUGGAGCCCAUACGGGAGCAAUUCCCUACCAUCUCUUUUGCUGAUUUCCAUCAGCUUGCUGGUGUUGUGGCCGUUGAAGUCACUGGUGGACCUGAAAUUCCUUUCCACCCAGGAAGAGAGGACAAGCCCGAGCCACCUCCAGAGGGUCGUCUUCCUGAUGCUACAAAGGGUUGUGACCACUUAAGAGACGUCUUUGCAAAGCAGAUGGGUUUAACUGACAAGGACAUUGUCGCUUUAUCUGGUGCCCACACUCUGGGGAGAUGCCACAAGGAUAGGUCUGGCUUCGAAGGUGCCUGGACUUCAAACCCUCUUAUUUUCGACAAUUCAUACUUCAAGGAACUCUUGACCGGAGAGAAGGAAGGCCUUAUUCAGCUUGUCUCUGACAAGGCGCUAUUGGACGAUCCUGUUUUCCGUCCUUUGGUUGAGAAAUACGCUGCUGACGAAGACGCCUUUUUUGCUGAUUACACUGAGGCUCACUUGAAGCUUUCAGAGCUCGGGUUUGCUGAUGCUUAAGCUGUCUCCAAGACUCUGCUUUUGGAUUGUGGGCCAUAGGGUUCGCAUUGCAUUUGAACUUUGUCAUUUGAUUUCUUAAUGUACUCUCUUGGAUUUGCGUAGCUUGUUUUUGUUUGUUGUUGCGGAAUGGGGAUCUUGUGAUAUUGACGCGGAUUCGUUGCGCUUUUGCUGGUUAGACAUUCUAAUAAAUCAACUUCUCUCACUAUCAAUCGCCUAUGGCUAAAUUCAAUUU